CUGGCGGCGGCGGCANGGCGGUGGUGAGGCUCGAGCACGGGAGGAGCUGAACCGUGUAAAGCCUGCGGUAACCCAGGACAGGACAGGACAAGGGCUCCUAAGUUCGAAGCCUGCUUUGCUGCUGAGAUCACCCCUUCCGGCCGGAGAAGUCAGGAAAUCCUGCAUAUAGCUCCGCGGGCUGAGCUGAGCAUCCAGGGGGCGCAGAGCACCACGGACCCAGCCACACCCUCUGCUGCAGGAUGGAGAUGUCUGCCCAGAGGCUGGCUUCUAACAGGACAUCCCCACAGUCACCAUCGAACUCUGACUACACCUGGGAAUACGAGUACUAUGAGAUCGGACCAGUUUCCUUUGAAGGACUGAAGGCUCAUAAAUAUUCCAUUGUGAUUGGAUUCUGGGUUGGUCUCGCGGUCUUUGUGAUUUUCAUGUUUUUUGUGCUGACUUUGCUGACGAAGACAGGUGCCCCACACCAAGACAAUGCGGAGUCCUCAGAGAAGAGGUUCCGGAUGAACAGCUUUGUGUCAGACUUUGGGAAGCCACUGGAGUCAGACAAGGUGUUUUCUCGUCAGGGCAACGAGGAGUCCAGGUCUCUGUUCCACUGUUACAUCAAUGAAGUAGAACACUUGGACAGGGUUAAAGUUUGCCACCAAACAACAGCCAUCGACAGUGAUGUCCACCUCCAGGAAGCCAUCAGAAGCAGUGGGAGGCCUGAGGAGGAGCUAGCCAGGUUCAUGAAGUUUGACAUCCCCAACUUUGUGAACACAGAGCAGAGCUCCUUUGGGGAGGAUGACCUUCUGAUUUCGGAAGCACCUGUUCUUCUAGAAAACAAGCCAGUUUCCCAGACAUCAUGUAUAGACCUGGACUGAGAGACACUUGUGCCUUACUGAGGAUGUGUUCUGUCUCUGUACAGCAAGAAACUGCAAGCUACCCACACUCGUGUGUAUGUGUGUGUGUGUGUGUGUGAGUGUGUGUGGAGAGAGA
Messenger RNA from Mus caroli (Ryukyu mouse), 978 nucleotides. It is a transcript of the gene Mrap2, whose product is annotated as melanocortin 2 receptor accessory protein 2. Gene Ontology annotation, molecular function: type 3 melanocortin receptor binding; type 4 melanocortin receptor binding; type 1 melanocortin receptor binding. Gene Ontology annotation, biological process: regulation of adenylate cyclase-activating G protein-coupled receptor signaling pathway; protein localization to plasma membrane. NCBI's taxonomy places the organism in Eukaryota, Metazoa, Chordata, Mammalia, Rodentia, Muridae. The record is from RefSeq and is a predicted model, not a curated record. Gene Ontology annotation, cellular component: plasma membrane; endoplasmic reticulum.